AUGACGAGCUCUCCUUCUUACACUAAAUCAUUCAACUCCUCUACUUCAUCCCAUUCAUCCUCGCCUUCCCGACCCUCCAAACCAGUGACCUUCGCCUCCCUAUCCGAGCUUCAUCCCCUCAUUCUCGCCUAUCUCAAGCUCAUCUCCCCUCUCACCCUUCUGCCAGUGAACAAAUCACUCUAUGCCGAGCUCCUGCCAGCCAUCUACAGUGAAGUCAAGCUAAAUCGAUAUAGUGCCAACAGCCUAUUCUACGGGUAUUCAGCGUUAUCAAACUCGUUCUAUCGAAACAAAAGGUCUCGGUAUCUAUCGGAUUUUCCACUAAAAGGUAGACGAUCAAGAUCAUCACCUCCGGACGUCAUACCCCAACAAAAUGAUACAUCCAGGAAAUCAAAAGCUCUCAGUUUGACGAAGAAGGUGACAUUGGAAGAUGCAGAAAGUUUAAGUGUUAUAUGUCAAGUUCAUAUGGAGUUGUUAUCUUAUUCGCCUACUGUACCUCUAUCAAGAAGGAAGACAAUGCAGGAUCCAGAUUACGAUGUUGACCUUGAUCAUGGUCAUAAUCUUGGUCAUUCAUCCAAUUCGACGUCGGAACAUCCAUGGCCGUUGAAUAAUGUAGAGGUAUUGGAAGUCGGUUAUGAAUUGCUCGAAUAUCUAGUUGACUGUCAUUCGCCAGAAGACUUAGACCCGCAGAAACGAGGACAAGGACAUGAAAAAGGUAAAGGGAAAAGUAGAGAGAGAUUACCAAUUUGUUGUAUACCUUUCACACCCAGGGUACUUAUCAUUCACCUUCGACCCUUCGCCAGACCAACUGGGAUUGCCGAAAAGAUAGAAAGGGAACGGAAGAGAUAUUUGAGGUUGGCUAUUGGUGAAUUGGCUAGCGAAUUCGAUCAAUUGGAGAGAUUGGUUUUGCGAUUUGAUCUCGAUCAUCUCAAUGGAAAUGAAGAUAGAUCGGUACAGAUACAGGACGGAGAACAAGAAGGAGAACCAGAGUUAUAUAUACCACCAGUGGAAAAUCCAUUACCUGCUGCGGAGAUAGUAAUCAUGCUAUCCAGCUACUCAUUGCUCAAAUCAGUGGAGGAUCAUGAACAGGAAGUGAAGAGGUAUACGAGGGCUCUCAUCGACUUCUUGGAAGAUACAGGUCGGAGGAGUUUGAACCUCCCCAAUAUACAGAUCGCCAUACCAUCGGAUCAGGUACAGGAGGUACAGGACUCGGUAAAGAGGAUAAUUGAAGGAGGUUUCCCUCAGAGUGUAGGUAAGAGGGUGUUGGAACGUGCGAGCUUUGCAGAUCUUGACAUUGUCAAGAUCAAUGGAUCGGACAUUGAAAGAUCUACUAUACAAUAA
Messenger RNA from Kwoniella botswanensis, 1338 nucleotides. RefSeq lists its product as uncharacterized. The transcript has a single exon. Bases 1 to 1338 code for a protein of 445 amino acids. The record is from RefSeq and is a predicted model, not a curated record. NCBI's taxonomy places the organism in Eukaryota, Fungi, Basidiomycota, Tremellomycetes, Tremellales, Cryptococcaceae.